Molecule: messenger RNA, 3285 nt
Organism: Cryptomeria japonica (Japanese cedar)
Lineage: Eukaryota; Viridiplantae; Streptophyta; Pinopsida; Cupressales; Cupressaceae
Product: probable LRR receptor-like serine/threonine-protein kinase At3g47570
Exons: 3
Coding region: 1-3285 (1094 amino acids)
Biological process (GO): hormone-mediated signaling pathway; protein phosphorylation
Cellular component (GO): plasma membrane
Molecular function (GO): ATP binding; protein binding; protein kinase activity
Source: RefSeq, a predicted model, not a curated record
AUGGCUCCUCGUUUGCUCUUUCCUUUAAUGCUUUCCUUUUUUAAAAUCUUCGUUCUUGCUCAAUCUGUGAAUCAUCAUCAUCAACAACAAUUGCUCUUGCAAUUUAAAGCAGCCAUUACUAACAAUAACAACGCUUCUCUGCCGGACUGGACUCCCCUUCACCCUCUGUGCAAUUGGACCGGCGUUACUUGCCAUCCCUCUUCUCACUCUCUCCUUGCCCUCGAUUUAUCCCAAAUGAAUUUUGACGGCACCAUUUCUCCUGUACUCGGGAAUCUUUCCUCUCUUCAAUCCAUUGAUCUCUCCCAGACUGCCCUCACGGGUACCAUUCCACCUGAACUCAGUCACCUAUCUCGUCUGCAAAAACUCCGGCUGUUUCGUAAUAAAUUACAAGGAACAAUUCCCCCCUCUCUUUCCGGUUGCCGCAGUUUGUAUAACCUGGCACUCUCUUACAACCAACUGCAUGGCAGCAUUCCAUCCGAGCUGAGUCUCCUCGCAAGAUUGAGGUUCCUUUAUUUAGGAGCAAACAAUCUCACCGGUACCCUUCCCAGCUCUCUAGGAAAUCUGUCUGUCUUAGUUGAAUUACAUUUGGCAGAAAAUGAUCUCACAGGUACCAUUCCCAGCUCUUUAGGAAAUCUGUCUGCCUUAGUUGAAUUAGAUUUGACAGAAAAUGAUCUCACAGGUACCAUUCCGCCCGCUCUGUCUGCUUGUCGCAGUCUGUAUGAUCUGAGACUCUCCUCUAACCAAUUACAUGGCAGGAUUCCGCCCGAGCUUGGACUCCUCACAAGAUUGAAGAUCCUUAAUUUGGGAGGAAAUGAUCUCACAGGUACCAUUCCCCCUGAAUUGGGCAUGCUCAGUCACUUGCAGAUUCUUUAUCUUUAUAUAAAUAACUUAUCAGGCACCAUUCCUAGUUCCAUAGGAAAUCUGUCUGCCUUGACUAAUUUAGAAUUGACGGACAACAAUCUUCAUGGCACCAUUCCCAUCUUUUUAGGAAGUCUCUCAAAAUUGUCUGAACUGAUACUCUCCUUUAACUCACUGCAUGGUAGCAUUCCGCCUGAGCUGAGUCUCCUCACAAGUCUGAAGUUCCUUUAUUUGGCUGCAAACAAUCUCACCGGUACCAUUCCUAGUUCUUUAGGAAAUCUGUCCGCUUUAGUUGAAUUGGAUUUGUCUGGGAAUAAUCUGACAGGUACCAUUCCAGGCUCAUUUGGAAAUUAUUCCAGUCUCACAAUGCUUUAUUUGCAUACUAACCAGCUCGGUGGAACGGUUCCAAUGGAGCUGGGUAAAUUGAACCUUCUUACCGAGCUUUACUUACACACCAAUCAACUUGUUACUGACAGCAGUAAAACAUUGGCCUUUCUCACUGCUCUCACAAACUGCUCCGACUUGGAAGAACUAGUAGUCUCAUAUAAUUAUUUCACUGGAAGCAUUCCAAGUGAGAUAGGUCAAUUACAUAAUCUCGGGCUCUUACAGCUUAGUCACAACCAAUUAUCUGGAAAAAUACCUGAUUCUCUUUGUAACUCCCAACAGCUAAGACGCCUUCAUCUUGAUCACAACAAAUUAUCAGGAGAGAUCCCAGUUAGUUUAAAAGGAUGUCAGAGGUUGGAGCUCCUUGACUUGUCUUACAACAAACUAGGGGGAAGGAUACCUCGUGAAGUAAUUGCCAGCCUUAAAAGCCUGCAAUUCUACCUCAAUCUUUCAUGGAAUUCCUUGGAAGGGUCCCUGCCACAAGAGAUUAGUAAAAUUUCAAUGGCUCAAGCCAUAGACGUCUCUGAAAAUCGACUUAGUGGGUGGAUUCCAAUUUCUCUAGGAGACUGCACAGCAUUAGAGCAUCUAAAGCUGUCUCAAAAUACCUUUGAAGGUCCAAUACCAGAUUCACUUUCCAAAUUACAAAAUCUCCAAGAAAUAGAUCUUUCUGUCAAUUUUUUAUCAGGUCAAAUACCGAUAUCCCUUGCAAGACUAAAAGUACUUCGCUACAUGAAUGUUUCUUUCAAUAAUUUGUCAGGGCAGAUUCUAGCAAUAGGAUUGUUUCCAAAUAGAACUGUUAUAACAUUGUUUAUGGGAAACCUUGGCCUAUGUGGCCCAGCAAAUUAUUCAUUGCCUCCAUGCCAAAAUCAGACCCAUGAAAAACAUUCCUUGCUUAAAAUUAUUGUCUUAUCGGUUGUUGGAACCAUUGCAUUUAUUGUAUGCUCCUCCAUUAUGGGAAUGCUAUGGAGACAGAAACUUUCAAGGAAAUUAUUCCGUCCUUCAAACAUUAUAUUUCAAAGGCUCGGCUAUCCAAAAUUUUCUUAUCAAGAUCUUUUCAUUGCAACAUCUGGAUUUGAUGAGUCAAACUUGCUCGGAGUGGGGAACUUUGGAUCAGUCUACAAAGGCAUUUUGAGGGAUGGUACGAUGGCUGCCAUCAAGACUCUGAAUUUGCACAAUGAAGAAUCUGAUAAGAGCUUUAACACAGAAUGCAAAGUGUUAGGGAGGAUUCGGCACCGUAACCUCAUCAGAAUCAUGAGUGCAUUUUACUUCCCUGAUUUCAAAGGUUUGGUUCUUCAAUUUGCAUCUAAUGGUACCUUGGAAAAGCAUUUAUACCCUGAAACAGACGAUCAAGACGUUUGUCAAUUGGGAUUGGUUGAGUGUUUGAAAAUUGCUAUAGAUGUAGCCCAUGGCAUGGAAUAUUUACAUCAUGAUUGUCCUUUGCAACUUGUGCACUGCGACUUAAAACCUAGCAAUGUGCUCUUGGAUGCCAACAUGACAGCCCUUGUGACUGAUUUCGGUAUAGCCCGUUUAAUUACUGCAAACUCCAUAGAUUCACUGAGCACAACAACAUUUGCACUCAGAGGAUCUAUUGGCUAUAUUGCUCCAGAGUAUGGACUUGGCGGAAAUGUUUCUACAAAAGGAGAUGUAUAUAGCUAUGGAAUUCUGAUAUUAGAGAUGGUUACAAGGAAGAGGCCAAGCGAUGAUAUGUUUGUGGGAGAUAUGAACUUGCAAAAGUGGGUGAGGUCAGCUUUUCCAAACAGACUGGCCGAUAUUGUUGAUGGUGGGCUACUCAGAGAUGUGAAUGAAAAUAUGGAAGAAAAUAGAUUUAUUCUUUCUUUCAUUAAUAUUGGUUUGCUUUGUAGCAGUGAAUCACAAAGAGAACGACCUUCCAUGAGAGAUGUAGUCAAGACCUUGGAGAGCCUCAAAACAUCUUUCAUGGGAGGUGCAGCUGCUUCCAAUUUAGCAUAUACCAUAUCGGACCUCCUACGCAAUACCAAUCCCACAGAACAAUUGGCCUCUGACGGUCAAAGUUCAACUUUUUAG